AUGGCUGCUCAGAAAUCACCAAAAGAGGAUCCUGUCAAGGAGGUAAAAUCAAUUGCAAAGAACAUAAUUGAUGGUCUUUUUGAUAACUUGAUGGAGAAGAAUGUGUUAAAUGGAGAAGAGUUAAACCGAUUGGCAAAAAGAGUGAACGUCAUUGUGAAUACGACUGAAAAUCUGGUUGAAGAUAUCACUGAGAAAACACAAAAGACGGGAAAAAUAUUUAUGGAUUUCUUCUUAAACCACAAGAAACAACUGAGUUUAAAAUCUCAUUCGGAAAGUGAUGAUGAUGAUGCAUCUGAGAAGAAUUCUGAAUCAUCUUCAGAAGAAGAAGACGAAAACCAAGAUAGUGAACCUGAGGAAAAUGCUGCAUCAGCCCAGGCAUUGGCUCUCCCUUCAACAGUGCCCUUGAUUCUGCAGGAAGCCGAUAAUGAAUUGAAGCUUUGCCCUCCUGAUCAUUUCCAACAAAUGAAGAGAAAAAAGGCAAAUCAGAUAUAUUCAGUGAUGGAAAAGGAAGGCCGGACACGCCUUGCCCUUAUCAUCUGCAACAAAGAAUUUGACCAUCUUACUACUCGAGCUGGGGCAGAAAUUGACAUUAUGUCAAUGCAAUACCUGCUGGAAAAUCUUGGAUAUUUAGUGGUUGUUAAACAGAAUCUCACAGCUCAGGAAAUGGAAAUAGAGCUAAAGCAGUUUGCUGCCCGCCCAGAGCACAAGUCCUCAGACAGCACAUUUCUGGUAUUUAUGUCCCAUGGCAUCUUGGAUGGAAUCUGUGGAAAGAGCUACAGUUCACAACAGCGAGAUAUUCUGAAAGAUGAUACUAUCUUUCAAAUAUUCAACAACAGGAAUUGCCAGAACCUGAAAGAUAAACCUAAAGUUAUCAUCAUGCAAGCCUGCAGAGGUGAAGGUACUGGAUUUGUUUGGAUGGCUGACAUGGGAGCAGAUUCUGCAAGUAGUUUACAGACCACUCAACAUCCCAUCCAGAGUGAUGCAAUAACAAAGACCCAUGUGGAAAAGGACUUUAUUGCUUUCAAAGCAUCAACCCCACAUAAUAUUUCUCUGAGAUGUGAAACAAAUGGCUCUCUCUUCAUUUCCCGACUUGUCAGCUACUUUAAAAAGUAUUCUUGUUAUUGCCAUUUGGAGAAAGUUUUUAGAAAGGUUCAACACUCAUUUGAAACCCCAGCUGAAUGGACCCAGAUGCCCACCAUUGAAAGAGUAACCCUGACAAGAUACUUCUACCUCUUUCCUGGAAAUUGA
This is a messenger RNA of Chrysochloris asiatica (Cape golden mole), 1248 nucleotides long. Its product is annotated as caspase-12-like. The record is from RefSeq and is a predicted model, not a curated record. The transcript has 11 exons. Lineage: Eukaryota; Metazoa; Chordata; Mammalia; Afrosoricida; Chrysochloridae. Gene Ontology annotation, molecular function: cysteine-type endopeptidase activity. The coding region runs from base 1 to 1248 and encodes 415 amino acids. Gene Ontology annotation, biological process: proteolysis; regulation of apoptotic process.